CCUCGUGUUGGGAGACGGCGCGUGACGCAUGACGUGCGGCUGCUGUGCGCAUCCUUACGCUUGAGAAGUGUUAAGUUCUCGCCUUUGGAGUAGGUUGGGAACGGGGGAGGGAGGGGGAUGUGGGUUUGUUUUUUUUAAGUGUGGGAAGUGAAGGGGGAAAAAGAAGAGAAGCAGGGCAAGAAGGAAUGUCCUACGGUGGCCGCGGAGGGACGACUGCUACGGUUCCCUUACUGGGACAAACGCUUCCCACAGACGGCCUAGGACUCCCCUUCCCCGGCUGGGCCGUGCCUGAUUGGGACCCAUGAGGGGCAUAUGCGGGCGGAGGCCCCCAGCGGCCUCCCCCGGGCUCUGGGCCUGACCCUCACGGUGACCUUCCUCCCUCCGAGGGCCUGGCACCAUGCGGCCUCCUCCACCCUCGUCUCGCCGCUCCGGCCUCGAGGGACAGCAGGGGCCCCAGAAGCGCGGACCCCCAGCCCUGGCCUCCGCCCCGACGGCCCCCGGCCCCGGGCUCUGGAAUUGCCACCCCGCCGCGGAGGCCGCGCACGGCAUGUACCUCCCUGGAAGUACAGCAGAGAGUUCACAGGCCUAGACCCUUCACUUCUGUUCCUUGCCCAUGGAUGAUGCUUAUUAUGCACACAGUCCGUCCUCCUCUAGAACUCAGUGAGCCGUGGGGUACCCAAUGCCUGUAAUUCCCAUACCCCGGCGUGUCCGGUCUUUCCACGGCCCCCAUACCACAUGCCUGCAUUCCGCCUGUGGGCCUAUAAGAACCACUCACUUAGUGCGUACCAAGUACAACAACUUCGACAUCUAUUUGAAGUCCCGAUGGAUGUAUGGAUUUAUCCGCUUCCUGCUCUACUUCAGCUGCAGCCUGUUUACCUCCAUCCUCUGGGUGGCGCUCUCCAUCCUGUUUUGCCUUCAGUACCUUGGCAUCCGCAUCUUUCUGCGUUUCCAGUACAAGCUGUCCAUCAUUCUCCUACUGCUGGGACGAAGGCGGGUUGAUUUCAGCUUGAUGAAUGAGCUGCUCAUUUAUGGGAUCCAUGUGACUAUGCUGCUGGUGGGAGGUCUGGGCUGGUGUUUCAUGGUCUUUGUGGACAUGUAAAUAGGAAGUGUGCAUGCAGGAUUGGGCAGCUGUGACAACAUCUGAUGUAUCCACUUUCUCUUUUGGUUUUAUUUAUUUAUUUAUGACUGAUAUGUGUAUAUGCAGUAUAUAGAUAUUUUCUUUGGUAAAGACAAUGACCUGUCUCUGAAUGAAAUGACACAGGGCAAAUCGUUUUUCCUUCUAUUUGUCUCCCAUCCCAAAGAUGGGAUUUUCACCAUACCAAACAAAGCAAGUAGUGCCCUGAUCAGAGGCAAUGUUUUUGUUUGCUCUCUGACCAUCUUACUGUGUUUAUGGCAUGGGAAAGGAAAGGGUUGUGACAUUUAUAAAAGUGAAAUCAAGGUUGUCUCCUCCCUCAGUUUGCUUUUUGGCUCUCAACUUCCUCUCCCCCUGCUGCUACAUUGUAUUCUUCUCCUUUCUUCUAUUUUAAUGUAGUUUGUGUUCACAUUUAAUAAAUGUAAUGCAGUAGGGUCCUCUUUAUCAAGUCUGCACUUUCAAGAUCUUGGUGUGACUUCCUCUUCUCCCCAGUCUCAUGUUUAGGGGUAUUUCUUAUACCUACCAAAAAGAAUGGGACAUGCCCCAACGUUUUUGCUCUGUGUACUGUCCAGGGAGCAAACCUGGAAGCAGUUACUUUCCCUAUGGGCCAAAUGUCCACUCUCCCUUAGUGUUCUCACCCCCUACCCUGCCUUAGGAAAAAGUUGGACUCUGUAUUAGUAAUGCAGUGCACUGCCAUUAAACCACUUGCAUGGCCCUGGGUUUCUAGAUUGCACAGGUGCAAUGCAAGUUCAUCUUUCUUAUUAAACAGAGAGCUACAAUUGAGAAAUGAAAUGACAAGGUUGAAUGCUAGUCCAAAACCUAGAGGGAAAUGAAUAAUUUUGUUUGGUUACAACCAGAUUUGGUGUUUCACAGACCUAGGCCCAUUCUGAAAGCAAACUGAAGCAAACAGCGCCAAGAUCCUCAUUCAGGGAGUCUGGUUCUAAUGCCGCAGCUCAUAAGAGAGCUGUGUUCUCUGGAGCCCUGUAAGUUUCAGUGGUGCCAAAUUCAGAAGCAAAGCAAAUAUAGAGUUCUUUAUACAUCAGUAGCCAGGUCUGUAGAGAAUGCAAUAUUACAUUAUAAUAUAUUUUAAUCUGUCUAAACUUACAUUUCUGGGAAAGCUGAUAAAUGUUUUACUUGCUUUGGAAGGCAUUUGAAUUCUUCAUUUCUUUUACAGAAAUCUCCCAGAAUUUGACUUCUUUGUGAAAUACUAUAGUUAUCUGAAAUCUUUGGACAGAUAAUGCUAAAGCCAGUUAUUAUGGAAAAUGUUUUCUAAAAUGGCUAGUUUUUAAAAGCAUUUCUUCUAAACUUUAAGGCAUUUGAAUGAACAUUGAAUCUUUGUUUAUUAAGGGCUUGUCUGUUCUGUAUUUCCUGCCUUGGUUGCUAUGAAAGCAUUUAAGAUAUAAGAUGAAUUCAGGUAUAUAAAGAGAUGCAGGAACAGAUGGACUACAAAGGAACAAAGAUCCCAUUUUCAUUGGAAUACCUUUAAAUAAGAAGGAAGAGAAAUAAAAUAUGCAAGAGAAUAUUUCUUGAAGGUUUUCUGUCACCGUUCUCUAAUUGGUAUUUUUUAUUCUGGGUUGUGAUAACUACUUGAGGGAAGCAAUUUUACUAGUUAUUGAAAAACUAAUUAGGUAAGCUAAUGUUGGUCAUUAAUUCCUUGUCCACCUAAAAUCAUUUUCUGAUUUUUAUAUACAUGUGAUGGUCAAAGUGUGCAUUCUUAUCUGACUCAAGUCUCAGCACAUAUAGCCAUUUCCAGGACCAGGGCAAAAAAAAAUUUUUUUGACUGGGUGGAGCAGAGAAACCCUUUCCUAAGCCUAGUUUAUGAGGUUAGGCUGUAAGGAAAAAAUGCCUGUUGUUUCACAAACUUAAGAAAGUUAGAAUCAGGGAAAAUGAUGGUUGUUUAAAAAAAAAAAAAACAAAAAAAACUUGCUCUUUGAUUUUUUUUUUUUAAGUUUGCUUCUCUGCCAAAAAAAAAAAAAAUAUAUAUAUAUAUAUAUAUAUAUAUAUAUUUUAAGGUGGUUAAAUUCGUGAAGCAAAGCUAGUUUUAAAAAUUGAUUAUGUGAUGGGCAGAAAUGAUAUCUUUAAAUGCAUUGACUUCAUUUUUACUGCCUGCUAAAAUCCUAUUGCAUUAGUCAUGCAGAUUAUUUUUUUCAAAAAAUUUUUUUUUUCUUUUUAAAUUCAUUCAGCCUAAAUCCACUAAAACAUUUAUGUCUUUGAAGUGGAGCUCCCUAUUGGAUGCACUGAUUGAGGGGUCUAGUAUGGGUGUGCUUUUUAACAAAGUCCUACUAGCAGGAGGUAUCUUGCUAUUUAGUGUAUGAAUGUAUAAACAGCAAUGCAAGUGUUUGAAUUGUACCUUGAAUUGACUUUGGAACACAAAAAAACAAACACAGCUCAAUGUCUUGAGUGCCUGUUAAAUUCUUUAUGAGAAGUACCACCUGCAUUAAACUUAUUUUUUUAAUGUG
Messenger RNA from Antechinus flavipes (yellow-footed antechinus), 3591 nucleotides. It is a transcript of the gene TMEM250, whose product is annotated as transmembrane protein 250. The transcript has 2 exons. The coding region runs from base 680 to 1099 and encodes 139 amino acids. The record is from RefSeq and is a predicted model, not a curated record. NCBI's taxonomy places the organism in Eukaryota, Metazoa, Chordata, Mammalia, Dasyuromorphia, Dasyuridae.